Messenger RNA from Colletotrichum orchidophilum, 1230 nucleotides. RefSeq lists its product as uncharacterized. The coding region runs from base 1 to 1230 and encodes 409 amino acids. Lineage: Eukaryota; Fungi; Ascomycota; Sordariomycetes; Glomerellales; Glomerellaceae. Gene Ontology annotation, molecular function: hydrolase activity. The record is from RefSeq and is a predicted model, not a curated record. The transcript has a single exon.
AUGGGCCCAACACAAUUGCCUCCGUGGAGUCUUCCUUCAGGCGUCACAUCUCGCUAUGUCGACACUUCGCCUGUAGGACUCAAAUUUCAUAUCCUCGAGUCUUUCCCAAAAGAUGUUCCCUCAAGCAGUCCCCCGCCCCUGAUCCUGCUCCUCCACGGCUUCCCAAACCUGUCGUUCGACUGGUGUGCCGUCAUGACCAAACUCACCGCGGCCGGAUACUACGCAGUCGCACCCGACAUGAGAGGAUUCGGCCGGACGCACAACGCCGAUCUGAGUCCGAUUAGCGAAGAUUCUAUUCGUCCGCUCACCGCGUUGCGGGAUAUGGUGACUCUGGUUCACGCACUCGGCUACGAGACAAUUCACACUCUCGUCGGGCACGACCUUGGGGCCUUUGUGGCUUCUAUGUGCGCUAUUGCGCGACCAGACAUGAUCAAGUCCUUGGUCCUGAUGGCGCACCCGUUCAAGGGGUCUCCCAAGUUGCCUUUAGGGACAGCAGCUAAUCCGCAGUUGGCUUCUUUUCUUCGAUCCAAACAGGAGGACAGCGGAAAGGCGAUCAAGAGUGACAAGGACAUACAAUCCUCUCUUCUGAAGCUUGAGCCGCCAAGAAAGCACUACAAGUACUACAACGCCUCGUCAAAAGCAGUUGAUGAGUGGACUCAUCCCACAGGCCAGCCCAUGCAUGAUUUUCUCAGGGGGUAUUUCCACCUCAAGUCCGCAGACUACAGUCGAAACAAGCCCCAGCCCCUCAAAUCUUGGACUGCGGAAGAGAUCGCCGUCAUGCCACACUACUACGUAAUGAGGGCUGACCUUUCGAUGCGCGGAAACAUCGAGCUGGACAUGGCGCAAGAGCCGGCCAGCGUGCAUGAAAAACUCAAGGAAACACCAUGGCUCACCGACGCUGAGCUGCAGGUCUACGUCGACGAAUAUUCCCGAAACACUUUCCGACUCUCUUUAUUGUGGUACAAAGUCCUCAUCGACCCGGGCCUAACCGCAGACCUCCUGUGUUUCGCGGGAACAAAGCUCGCGAUCCCGACAAAGUACGUCUCCGGGACGCACGACUGGGGCACGUAUCAGGUUCCCGGUGCUCUUGAAGCCAUGGAGACCGGCGAGAGCGUCCGGCCUGGUUGCUGGAGGGGGUCCGUCAUAAUUCCUGGGGCGGGCCACUGGGUCAACAUUGAGAAGUCUGAGCAGACGGCGCAAGAGAUCCUCAAUUUGGCGGUGUCACUGUAG